AUGGCUCCCGCGAUCAAGCACAACAACCAGAUCCAGAAGAACCACUUCCGCAAGGAUUGGCAGCGUCGGGUUCGAUGCCACUUCGACCAGCCUACCCAGAAGAUCCGCCGCAGAUCUCUGCGUCGUGCUAAGGCUGUCGCCGCCGCCCCCCGCCCUGUCGACAAGCUGAGACCCGUGGUCCGAUGCCCGACCAUCAAGUACAACCGACGUGUCCGAGCCGGUCGCGGUUUCACCUUGACUGAGCUGAAGGAAGCUGGUAUCCCCCGCCUCGUGGCCCCUACCAUCGGUAUCUCCGUCGACCCCCGCCGACAGAACCUCAGCGAAGAGUCUCUUGCCGCCAACGUCGCCCGUUUGAAGGCAUACAAGGACCGCCUGAUCGUCUUCCCCCGCAAGGGCGCCAAUCACCCCAAGGCUGGUGACAGCAAGGACCUCGACCUCAGCAAGACCGAGACCAUCUCGCUCCUCGACCGGGCCAUGCCCAUCGUUGCCGUUCCCGAGGGCAUCAAGGAGGUCAAGAAGAGCGACAUGCCCAAGCCCAUCGAGGGUGGUGCCUACAACGCCCUCCGAAAGGCGAGAAGUGAUGCGAGAUACGCUGGUGCCCGGGAGAAGCGAGCCAAGGACAAGGCCGAGGCGGAGGCCAACAAGAAAUAG
Anthostomella pinea is the source of this 651-nucleotide messenger RNA. The record is from the annotation of a GenBank genome assembly. Lineage: Eukaryota; Fungi; Ascomycota; Sordariomycetes; Xylariales; Xylariaceae.